Oryzias melastigma (Indian medaka) is the source of this 982-nucleotide messenger RNA. RefSeq names its product lymphocyte antigen 6G-like. The transcript has 3 exons. NCBI's taxonomy places the organism in Eukaryota, Metazoa, Chordata, Actinopteri, Beloniformes, Adrianichthyidae. Bases 112 to 420 code for a protein of 102 amino acids. The record is from RefSeq and is a predicted model, not a curated record.
GCAAUGGGUCAGUUUUCAGGAACUUAAAGCAGACUUGGAAGCUGCCCACAAAGAGAAGGAGUUUGAUCAAACUGCUGUCCUCCUUGGACUGCUUAACGUUUUAACAUCAACAUGAAACUUUUUCAACCUCUGAUUCUGUUCUUAACUUUCUCGGCAGCCUGUGGAUUGAGAUGCUACACAUGCACAGCAGCCGAACCCAAAUCCUGCACUGACACCAAAGCCUGUUCUGUCCUUUUCAACCGUUGUUUCUCGCUCAGAGUGGAGGGUUAUGACAUGGUUACCAAGGGCUGCCAAUCCAGCGCGUUGUGUUACGGUGCGAUGUCCUGCUGUGAAGGGGAUUUGUGCAACAGCAGCGCACAACUCGGGUCCAGCUUCCUCUUAAUAAUGCUGACUUCAGCCAUUCUCAAACUUUUCCUCUAAAAGCCUAAAAUGGGAAAUUUGAAGUGUUUUUACAGAAUAUUUUCAAAAUUGAAAAAGAAAUAAAGAAAUUCUUUUGUUUAAAGACCCACACCAACAAAUAGAAUAAUGGUGUUUUUUGUAUUCUUACCAUGUUCUUGUAGCCUUUUUCACAAUAUGGAGGACAUUUAUAAAAGAAAUUAAGGUUAAAACUGAGUUUCUGAGUCUUUAUUCAAUUUGUGAUGCAUUCCAGAUGAAAUCCUGAUGUUCAAAAAAGCUCUCUUUUGUGACGCAGUGACUAAAAUGGUGCUAUUAAAGUCUUCCUGCUCCUCUUCAUUUCUGAUGCUUCCACUUGCAGACGAAUAGAUCCAUUAACGUCGUCAUUCUCCUCUUCUGAAUGGCCCCCUGGCUUAAAAACAUUACUGGAUAUCUCCAAUAAUGUUCACCAUUUUUGAUGCACUGUUGAUGUUAGCUUGGGGUCAUAAAGUGCUGUAGACUGGCAGAAGAGAGUGUAAACAAAGGGAUGAUGGGAUAUCAGUUGAGGCUUACUUUCUGUUCAAAAGUCCUGCCUGUCACUCAGAGGCAA